This is a messenger RNA of Phyllopteryx taeniolatus (common seadragon), 9256 nucleotides long. It is a transcript of the gene pparab, whose product is annotated as peroxisome proliferator-activated receptor alpha b. The transcript is spliced from 11 exons. The coding region runs from base 1870 to 3285 and encodes 471 amino acids. Lineage: Eukaryota; Metazoa; Chordata; Actinopteri; Syngnathiformes; Syngnathidae. Gene Ontology annotation, cellular component: nucleus. Gene Ontology annotation, molecular function: zinc ion binding; nuclear receptor activity; RNA polymerase II cis-regulatory region sequence-specific DNA binding. The record is from RefSeq and is a predicted model, not a curated record. Gene Ontology annotation, biological process: regulation of lipid metabolic process; negative regulation of transcription by RNA polymerase II; hormone-mediated signaling pathway.
GGGGGAGACUUAGAGUGGGAGAGAAAGAAGGGGAGGGGGGGGGGAGAGAGAGAGAGAGGCGGAGGGUGGGGGGUAGUCUGCUGCUAUUUCUACAGUCCGUGCCUCCCCGCCGCCGUCAACCUCCCGCCCACCCAUCCAUAGACCGAGGUUUCUCCCCCCCCCCCCCUCCGCUCGCUUGGAUUUUAACCCUCUGCCUCCAACUUGCAGCUCUUGCAGGAAAAAAAAGCUGGCAACAAGUUGCUCCUCCACGAGGCCUUUUUCUUCCACUUUUUCAGCGCAGCCGUUUUUCCCUCGCUCCCACGCUUUUGGAUCUUUGCUGCUUCCAAGUGUGCAUUAUCGUACAUUUUAUUUGAUAAAAAAUGUCGCAAUUUUUGUGUAUUUUGUUGAUGUUUUGUGAGGAUUUGAGUCGAAAAUAGAGGUUUCUCACCGCUGCCAUUGCUGCCCGAACGGGGGGGGGGUUUAUACCCCUUACGCCAUCCCGAUGACCACGACGGGCGAGGGAGCGUGGGCCGACCUUCGACAAUAUUCAACAUUUUCCCCUCCUCUUCCUCCUCCGCUCUCCGUCCCUUAGGCUUCGUUCUCUCCUCCCUCGCGUGCCACAAAACUCCCGACAUGCAGGCGGACGAGCGGCUUUGGGCUGAGCCGAGCCGCCGCAGUGCUUUUCUGGGACGGCUGCCAAGUGUGAACAAAAGAGGCCAAAAAGCAAUAAGGGAUAGAAAACGUAAAAGUAAUUGCAUCUAUUUUUGGGGGGAGUUGGAGGUGCUUUUCUUGCAUCAGAUUGUCUUCCUCGCAUGUUGUGUCCACUUAGUGCACUUCUAGCCCUUGUGUGUUGUGUGUGUGUGUGUGUGUGUGUGUGUGUGUGUCUGUGUGUGUGUGUGUGUGUGGUUAGAUUUAGCAGGCCAGGCUGCAGCUUUGAAUACUUUGUCAGUCUUUGCUCAAGAAGUGAAGGCAUCUUGCCGGAGACUAAGGAGAGAGGGCAUCCUGUCGGAGAGAGCGAGCGAGCAUAUAAACUGUUGAAUUUUUCACGAGUCGAGCCGUAAGACCGAACCGGAGCAGACCGGGUCACGCCGCGUUCCAUUUUUCUCAUACAUCAGACAUGCCGUUUUUAUUUGCUAACAUUCCUCAUGCGCACUGGCACAGCAGCCUCAUGGCCUCCUAUUGUUUCAGGCCCAACUUGAACUCGGGGGCUCAGACUGUGGAUGGAGGUGGCCCGGAGCUGAGAUUGCGAGCCCGAACCGGGAGAUGGAAGAAGAGGAGGGAGAGACUGGUGAGAGGGGACUCACCCUGGGUCUCGCGGAAAAGUGUCGCUGAAUUCCACAUCGUCAGAAGACAGGAGGUUUGAGUUCUAACGUCAUCAAGAGGCCCAAAGCUGUGAAGUCAGGCACUGACGCACCGUCUGUCCAAUUCCCCUGGAGUCUGUGAACUUUCCCAUGCCCUCUCUGCCAUGCCUUCAUGUACUGCUGGAAGGAUCCUCCAUGGGUCUAGGCAUCUUGACAUCUUCAAAAACGGGCCCUCUUGAUGACCCCCUUGAGCUUGGAAGAGGGGGAAAAAAUAUCAUAAGGAGCCAGGUCUGCGGUAAAAGAUGGUUUUCUCCUGUGGCCUGCUGCUGUGCUACGUCGACGUUCCGCCAUGAUGUGUCCCAGCUUCAUUGUGCAGAGAAGCGGGCAGACAGGCAGGCAGCAGCAGCGCCGCAGGGGGAAACAAAACAAGGACUCGGCCGGGCUGUGCUGCUCCCUCCCUCGGCCUCUGUCUCCCGCUUCUCGUCCACAGACACCCGGGCGACAUGCUGGUUCCGGUUCGAGCUUCCCCUAAUAAGUCUGAGGAGUGAGCUCGCCGGCCGACCUUGCCCCUCCCCCUCUCGACGCGGCCAUGGUCGACAUUGAGAGUCACUACUGCCCGCCCUCGCCCCUGGAGGACUCUGUGCUGGGCAGCCCGCUGUGCGCCGAUGACGACUUCAUCGGUGGCAUGGAGGAGCUCCACGACAUAUCACAGUCCAUGGACAGCAAUACCCUAAGCCCCUACGAUGCUCCCGAGUACCAGUCGUCCAGCAAUGGUUCAGAGGGCUCCACUGUCUUUGAUGCCCUGACACCGGCGUCCAGCCCGUCGUCGUCUGUGGUUUACGGGGUGGCAGCGGGCCAGGAGGACAUCUCGUCUUCUCCCUCGUCAUCGCUCAGCCUGGAGUGUCGGGUGUGCGCCGACCGCGCCUCAGGCUACCACUACGGCGUCCACGCCUGCGAGGGCUGCAAGGGUUUCUUUCGGCGGACCAUCCGUCUCAAGCUAGACUACGACAAGUGCGAACGCCGCUGCAAGAUCCAAAAGAAGAACCGCAACAAGUGCCAAUACUGCCGUUUCCAGAAGUGCCUGUCUGUGGGCAUGUCCCAUAACGCAAUCCGCUUUGGCCGAAUGCCACAGUCGGAGAAGCUGAAGCUGAAGGCCGAGAUGGUGACGGGGGACCGCAAGGUGGAGGACCCCCAGCUGGCCGACCAGAAGACGCUGGCCCGGCAGAUUUACGAGGCCUACCUCAAGAACUUCAACAUGAACAAGGCCAAGGCUCGGACAAUCCUCACGGGGAAGACCAGCACCCCGCCUUUGGUCAUCCACGACAUGGACACGCUGCAGCUGGCCGAGCAGACCCUGGUGGCCAAGAUGGUGGGCUCGGCGGGCGUCCUGAAGGACCGCGAGGCGGAAGUGCGCAUCUUCCACUGCUGCCAGUGCACCUCGGUGGAAACGGUCACCGAGUUGACGGAAUUCGCCAAGUCGGUUCCCGGCUUCUCCGGCCUGGACCUCAACGACCAGGUGACGCUGUUGAAAUACGGCGUGCACGAGGCCCUCUUCGCCAUGCUGGCCUCGUGCAUGAACAAGGACGGGCUCCUGGUGGCGUACGGUUCGGGCUUCAUCACGCGCGAGUUCCUCAAAAGCCUCCGGCGGCCCUUCAGCGACAUGAUGGAGCCCAAGUUCCAGUUUGCCACAAAGUUUAACGCGCUGGAGCUGGAUGACAGCGACCUGGCGCUGUUUGUGGCUGCCAUCAUCUGCUGCGGAGACCGGCCGGGCCUGGUGAACGUGUUGCACAUCGAGCGCAUGCAGGAGCGCAUCGUGCAGGUGCUACAGCUCCACCUGCUGGCCAACCACCCGGACGACGCCUUCCUCUUCCCCAAGCUGCUGCAGAAACUGGCCGACUUGCGGCAGCUGGUCACCGAGCACGCUCAGCUGGUACAGGAGAUCAAGAAGACGGAGGACACGUCGCUGCACCCGCUCCUGCAGGAGAUCUACAGAGACAUGUAUUGAGCAGCAUCCUCCUCCCCUUUUGUUUUUGUUGUUUGGUUCCAUAAGCUACAGGUCGGACCCCCGACGUCCCUUUUCCUCAUUCAACGAGGGGCUAGCUUUAACUUCUGUUAGCUAAUUAUUAAGUCUCGUUUCCACCAAGCAGUGCAGUUUUAGCUCGGCACACUGGCGUAGAAGUUGCGCUCCCUGGGUUUAUUCCAAGAGGCCGGUACUGAACACUUUUGCGCCUAUAGGGACACCGUACUCCAACGCAGAAGUGACGCGAGGGAAAAACCAUAGCACGGCCUUGGAAACCCGAUGGGCUUUACUGCAAUGGCGAACAGGGACUCUAAACAGCUGUAGUCUAAAAUAAUGACAUUAUCCUCAUAAAAUUAGGAUUGUUUUCUCCUAAAAUAACGUUACUUUAUUCUCUGGAUAUACAAUGUUCAUUUUCUUUAAACUAUAACUUUAUUUUCCCCAAAAAUUAUUUAUUUACCCUCCCAAAAAAUAUUUAUUCUUGUAAAAUUGUGAUUUUCUUUUUUUCAUUUUUUUCUCCUAAAAUCAUGACUUCAUGACUUUUUAUCACAAAAUUACUUUGACCUCCUAGAUUAAUUUUUUUAAAAUAAAAUGACAAGUUUAUUAUCAUUUAAUCAUGAUUUUCCUCCUAAAAUUGGGACUUUAUCCUCACGGAAUGAUUACUUUUUUAACCUAAAAUUAUGCAUUUAUUCUUGUCGGGUUAUGAAAAUUUCUCCUAGAAUUAUUAAUGUAUUCUCAUAAAAUUAUGAAUUUACUCUUCCCUCUUGAAAUUACAAUAGCACUCGUAAGAUUUAGAUUUUUUUUAUUUGCCUCAAAAUGAUCAUUUUACUCUUAAAACUACGCAUUUAUUUUCGUAAAAUUAUGUUGUUUCCUUUUAAAAUUAAAUUUCUAUUCUCAUAAAAUAAUGAGGGGAGGUUGCCCCCAAAUUAUUUUUUUUCUCUUAAAAUUACAAUUUUACUAUUCUCAAAAGUCAAGAUUAUGACUUCAUUCUCAUUAUUUUCCUGUGUCCAUUUACAACUUUUUCACCUGACACACCAUCUGUUUAAAAGCUACUUUAUUAUCGUAAAGAUUACAUCAUUUAUUCUCCCAAAAUCAAGACCUCCGCGCCUCUAUCUCAAAUUUGUUCUUUUUUUUCAUCAACUUAUUAGGAAGAUGAAGGUAGGGCUGCACUUCCAUCUAUUGAUUGCUCAACAAAGAAUCAUGACAAACGAAAAGGGGAAGAAGACAAAAGUCACAUGCGCAAGAAGAACAAACAAGAAGUAGUGGACGUCCUCACGUGACAUCUCUUGUUUACAAUGUGGCCGUCCCCUUUGUGGACUUCACUGGGCUGCAGAUCAGGAUCUGGAACAGUUCUCAUCAUCCCGUAUUGAACUAAAGUGCACUUCUUAGUUGGAAACGUGGCUUCGGAAACAUGGGCGAGCGGUUAAUGAUCAUCAGGCGGGGGUUUGACUCGGCGGACGCUCGGCACGCCCCGGUGGCGAAAUUAAAAAAGAAAAAGAACAAAAAAAAACAACACAGACCUUUUGGGGUCGGCCUUCCCGGCAUCCCCACUCUCUGAAACACCCGAAAAUGAGGAAAAGUGAACUGUCACUCCAGCAGAAUGUAGACAUAUACACACACACAUACAUAUGAGUGAUCUAAAGCCAUAAUCUUUUGCAGUUGAGUGGCGUCCGUGACAGCGGCCAAAGGCAGACUUGCACGUGAUGUCCUGUUCUCGUGUACUCCUUUCAUGUUUCCUGUCUCUGGUUGUACAGUUGAUAUGAAGAUUUCUACACACUCCUGUUCAAAUGCCGGGUUUGUGUGAUAUUUAAAAACAAAAAAAAUCGUUUCAAAACUCUUCACACCAUUCAUGUGAUCUAUGACUUGGAAUAUUGAAACAAUAAAAUCUCGUGAGAGAGACGAAGUAAAAAAAAAAUAAACAACCGGAAUAAUGUGGUUGCAUAAGUGUACACACCCUGGGACAUGGCUGUGUUCAGAAUUUACCAAUCCCAUUCAAACCCGUUGAAUGGGAGUCACCACGUACCUGCCACCAUUUAAAGUGCCUCUGAUUAACACCAAAUUGAGUUUGAAUGUUCUCGUAGGUUUUUCCUGACUUUUUAAAAUGUUUAUUUUUACAGAAGCCUGAAGGCUUUGUGCUCACACUCACACUGCAAUUUGGAACUGUUAAUACCCUCCUCACCCCCAAAACAUGACACUACUCUUCACGGUAGGUGUAAUGUUCUCUUGGUGAAGAGCAGUGUUGUGUCUGCCCUGAAAAAUACCUUUACGCCCAAAAGGUUCAACCUUGGUUCCUUGGUUCCAUCGGACCAUAACACAUUUUCCCAUGUGCAUUUGGGAGAUUUUACCCAAAGUCAGCUGGGAUAGACUCCAAAACACCAACAGCCCUAAUGAGGAUAAACGGUAGAGAAAGAUGAAUGGAUGAAGGUACACAGGUUAUAGGUCUCAUUAAUGGUGGAAAGCGUUUUGAAAUAAUUGCUUGAUCAGAUUUUGUAAUAUCACAAAAACCUGGCAUUUGAACAGGGGGGGUGUAGUUUUUUUGUUUUUUUUCUAUCAAAUGUAUCUAUGACUAACCUCACUUCAGCAGUCUUUUUCUACUGGAUUAUUCACAAAGCACAUUACUGUUGAAGUGCUUUGCCAUAUCGCAGCUAACACUAAAACCAGAAGCACAAUUGCAAUAGUUCUCACUUGUUUUUUGUUGUGUUUUACAAAGUCAGCUAAAUAAAUGAAAUUAUUUUGCUUUUGUUCCUGGUAACAUACAUAUGCAUUCGGUUAGCAUUCAGGGCUCUUUUGUAUGUUGUUGUUUGUUUUUUAUUAUUAAUUAUAUAUAUAUAUAUAUAUAUAUAUAAAACAAGGUGACGUGUGUAUCUGCCUAAUCUGGUGGAGAAUUUUUAAAUGAGAUUCAAGGUUAAUCCGAUGUCAUCCUGGAUAACGCUUAUGAAUUUUUGCAGUUUUGGAGUAUUAGGGGCACAUUGAAAAAGAUGAAAAUUAUUUAUUAGAAGAUUAUGAAUUGUUCUGAAAUCGUCGCUUUAUUCUCAAAAUAUAUUUUCCUCUUAAAAGUUAUAUUACAUAAUUCUCAAUGUAUAUUUGUUUUCUACUAAAAUUACAGAUUCUCAAAGUUAUGGCUUUUGUCCUAAAAUUACAUUAUUAUCAUUUUAAGAAUUUAUCUUGUACAGUUCUAACUUUAUUCUUGGAAAGAAAUUUAUUUUAGUUUUUACUGGUAAAAUUGACUCAUAAAAUUCUGACAUUAUUCACAUAAAAGUCUGACUUUGUUCUCAUAAAAUUAUGAUUUUUGGGGGGGGAUUAUUGUCUUGUAAAAAUGUCUCACCUUCAUCUCCCAGACAUUUGUUUUUCUCCAAAAUGUAUUUAUUCAAAUAAAAUGGUGAGUUUUUUUUCUUUUAAAUUUUAUUUCAAAAAUUAUAACUUUAAUAAAAUAUGACAUUUUCCUUGUAAGUCGUAUGACUUUUUAUCCUAAAACUGCUAAUGUUUCCCCCCUCAGAUCACUGUUUAUUCUCGUUACUUGCUUUGACAUGGAAUUACUUUUCAUUUUAAGAUUUUCCCUUAAAAUUAUUUUAUUUAAUUUUACAAAGUAUUACUUUAUUUUCCUAAAUUUACAUAUGUAUUCUUGUAAAAUUGUGAUUUAUUUUUUAUUUGUCCCACACCCCCUUUCCUCCCGAAAUAAAAUGUUUCCCCUCAUACAGUUAGAACUCUAUUAUUGUAAUUCUAUGAUGACAUAAUUUUUGUUUCUUUUCAAUGUGGCCCUCAAUAUCCUUCACAAUACUUAAGUUUUACUCCAUUGUUGUUUGUUUCUACAUCUUAGGGUCGGGAAUAUUGACGACUUUUUAAAAAAGAUGUACAUGCAAUUUUCACGCAAAAAAAAAAAAAAUCUAUUUCAAUCAAAUCUGUUGAACUAAUCAAUCUUUUGUUGGGAAUGUGUGUGCUGAGUGCUUGAUGUAGAGAAUGUUCAACGCACUGACCUUUGACACUCGGUAUAAAAAGGUACAAAUGAGGAUCCACUUAUGUUCUCUUCUGUUUGGUGAAUAAUUACUUUUAAGAAUAAAUGUACAGCAAAUAUAAUCAUGUACUGUAUUCGUUGCUUUAGCUGCCAGCUAAUUGUGUUUGAAUUGAAUCGGAUCGUAUUUUUUUUUUAUACCACGGUGUGUGUUUGUGUACAGUAUUUACAGUAUGUGUAACUAAUUCCGAUUGUUUGAACUGAAUGGAAGAGCAUUUGAAUAACCAUUGACUCCCAUUAGGGACAUUCCGAUGUGUUCUUUGCUGCUUUUUUUUUUUUUUUUUUUUUUUAAAGAUAGCCACCAAAGCUGCAACCAUUCAUUCAUUUGAGCUUCCUGUAUGUGUCAUACAAGGACUUCUGAUUGGGAUGUCCCCCCCCCCCCCCACCCCCCUACAUUUGUCAUCAAAUGUUCAUAGGCACUUCACCACUUUCAUACCAUGUUCUCAGGUCGUAUAAUAAUCAUAAUAAUAAUAAUAAUAAUAUGGGCUAAUGUAUGUAUGACAUCCAUAUGAGCGACGAUCACAUCUCUGUUAAACUAGAACUCUGCAGUAAUGAAAAUGCAGUAUGUGUUUAAUCAGAAUUUAGUAGGAUUUUUAUACAAACAAAACAAUGCACUCUUAGUCGAAAACAAAAACUUUGCCGGUUGUUUAUUUUUGUCCUUAAAUGAACACUCCCAUACGCUUAACUGUUUUACAAUUAUGGCAAAAUGAUGUUUGUGGUGUGUGUUAUCAUUUGUUUUGUUCCCUUUUUCUGAACGUAGUAAUGCUUAGAAUACUGUAUGAUUUCCUACUAAAUUCCUGCUUUGUCUGUUUUGUUUUUGUUUUUUUUGUCGCCACUAGCUGCUGCUACACCUACUGGGCUUCUCUUAUCUCACCAAACGCGCCAUGAGUAGAUUACUGACCUUCAAGCUGCCUCUGUAAAACUCUAUCUCCUCAUAUAGUGUUGUUUGUAUGCCCAACUGCAGAGGGUACAGGUUUCUAUUAGGGCUAUUCUACAUAAGCAUCCCUGUAAUAAUAUUUUUUAUUAAAUGUUAUUCAAACAAAAGUCAUAUCUCCAAUUUUUUUUUUUGUCAUAACAGAAAUAUGACAAUUUGUGUUUUGGGGAAUUUUUUUUGAAUGCAGAAAUUUGUUGAUACAUGCUUUUUGUUAUAUAUAUUAUAUUGCUGAAGGGUCUGUCGAUUAUCUGCCAAUGUCAUCUUUACAGAUGCCGCGUGUGCUCUGCUGACAGUGUCCUGUCUGGCACCACUAUUUGAGGAAAUAGGGUAUAGCAUUUUGAAAGAAUGUACAUACAGUAGCUCUGCAGUUUUAUAACCCCCACCUGCAUCACAAAUUCCGAGUGAGGAAUACUUGGGGAAUAUUUGGAAACUGUGUGCCUUGCCACGUGUGCAAAAAAUUACAUUGUCAUAGCUUUACGGUGAAGAUCCUAGAUUAGAUUAUACACAGUAUCAGUGAAGAAUUGCAUCUUUACAGUAGGUUUAAUAUAAUGUGCAAAAACUGGGCCCAAAAGGGGAAUAAAGUGACAUUCUUCUUAGUAUAGGGAUGUUUGUUUUUGCGCCUGUGUGUUGGAAUGGACUUUUUGAAACUCGUAUCAAGGACACUUAGUGUUCCUUUGUUGAACUCAGGAUAUGGAGAUGUACUGUUCUAUAUCAUCUAUAGAUCUCUGCCAAUAUUGAUUCACACACACACAACCUUUUUUUUUUCCUUUUCCCCCAUUUCUGGCUAAAUGCUAGUUUGGGUUCCAGUUGUGAUAGGAAUAAGCAUAUGAUGGAUUUUGUUAGUCUAUGUGUCACGCAAGGAGGAGAUGCAACGAGGACGUGAUGUACAUUGUGUAUUGUGGCUUGCUACAAGAUACUGUAAAUCUAUUUGUGGAACGUAUUGCUAGUCAUUUAAAUGAUACAAUGAGCUGACAUUGAAUGGAUUUCAAAAAUAAUAAAAAAUUAUUUAAAAUGAA